Messenger RNA from Pectinophora gossypiella (pink bollworm), 4401 nucleotides. RefSeq names its product calmodulin-A-like. Gene Ontology annotation, cellular component: myosin II complex. Bases 210 to 950 code for a protein of 246 amino acids. The transcript is spliced from 8 exons. Lineage: Eukaryota; Metazoa; Arthropoda; Insecta; Lepidoptera; Gelechiidae. The record is from RefSeq and is a predicted model, not a curated record. Gene Ontology annotation, molecular function: enzyme regulator activity; calcium ion binding.
AGCAUAUAUUUUAUAAAUCGUAUAUAGCUUAAACCGAACUCUAGUUUAUAUCUAAAUAUUUAGCUAGAAAAUUAAGCUUUUAUUUAAAAAGUAACUAUUAAAACAAUCGCGUGUGCAAUUUGUAUAUUUGCUAAGUGUAGUGUCUUAAACGCUUUAGAAAAAGCAACUCUAUUUAUUUUGCGUGUGCGGAGAAAGUUAGAAAAAUAAAUAUGAAGACGUCUUCGUUUUCUCUUCGUGUUAUGCGAAGGGCGCGGAACAAACCGGCAGACGGCGGAGGCCACGUCAACCAGAAGAAUGCCGCAGGUCAGAAAGCCACCACACCCUGUCAAAAAGGUGGCCCGAAGACUCCGGUGAAGCCCUCGGCACAAAAGGGGGCGGCUAAGACUGCGCCCCCCAAGCAGGCGGCGGCGGCUGCGGCUGCCGUCAAGACCCCGCAAGGGAAGAAGAAGAAGGGACACAAACAUCAGCAGUACGAGCUCAUUGUUACUAUUAAUUUGUCCGAAUAUGGCCUUACGGAGGAGCAAGUUGCAGAGUUCAAAGAAGCGUUCAUGCUGUUUGAUAAGGAUGAGGACGGGACCAUCACGAUGGCUGAACUCGGAGUGGUGAUGCGUUCCCUGGGACAGAGACCUUCAGAGACGGAGCUCCGAGACAUGGUCAAAGAAGUAGACCAGGAUGGCAACGGCACGAUUGAGUUCAACGAGUUCCUCCAAAUGAUGUCCAAGAAAAUGCGCGGGGCUGAUGGAGAGGAUGAGCUUAGAGAGGCUUUCAGGGUAUUCGACAAAAACAACGACGGGCUGAUUUCUUCGGUGGAACUUCGUCACGUGAUGACCAACUUGGGUGAGAGGCUGAGUGAAGAGGAGGUUGACGACAUGAUCCGCGAGGCUGACCUCGAUGGUGAUGGCAUGGUCAACUACGAUGAGUUCGUGACAAAACUGACGUCGAAAAACUAGUAUGCAGAGCAAAGGCCGAAGAAGAGAGAACCUCCCCCCUGCGACCCUCCCGCUAGUGCCCGCCACUGUCCUCACGAGGAGUUGUCCAAGUUCGGAGGGAAAGAAACUCUUAUAUAGCGAACGGCAAAAACUCAGUGCGACGCUAUACGCGUGUUACGUUAACGUCAUUUAGAACGCGCUUGGUGGCAGUGUAUACGUACUUAAUGUUUUCUUUUGAACUGUGCGUCGCUUGGACUUGCAUUGGAGUGGACGGAGCAUCAGCAGUGCAAUUCUGUAAGCUAAUUUUUGAAACCCGCAUCUGAUUGCGCGGUGAGAUUUUGUUUUGGCAUUCUGUAAGACAUGUACUUAAAUGGAAUCCACACUAGCGACACAGUUGCGAGUACGGCAGAGAGUCGAACUAAAAUUGAUGCGAAAUUUUGGCGUUUUUAGUACAGAAUGUCUUUGCUAUGCGUUCACUAGAACGUUGUCUUAGGCAUUGACGUUAAUAGAUAGGCAAAGACGUGUAGUCGUUCCAUGAGCCAAGUCAAGGGCCUUUAGCGGCUCAUUAAUAAUCCUGGCACCAGGAUUGGCGAGGUUUAUUAUCGACCACGCGAAAGAAGAGGUUAAGAAAUUUCGCCAGACUUUGUCUUAGUAUUUCGCGCUAUAUAGAUCGGCAAAUCCGCGCUAGACAUUGUCAUAGGAAUUCAUGAAUGAUAUUGCUCUGUCCGCUCCGAUCACUCUGCAGUAGACGCGCACCUUUAAUGUCUUUAUUUCACAACGUGCAAAUGCAAAACGCCUAGUUCAAACGUUCAUCUGUAAAAAACGCAUUAUUGCAUCAUCUGUGGUAGAUAACGAAUAGAGAAGUUAAUCAAUGCUUUGUUAUAUUGACAUUUAAAUAUUGGAUUGAAUAAACGAUUGAAGUGCUGAAUGGCGAGUCUAGCGCCAGUUAACAAAUAUGUUUUUCAGACUUUGGCUGCAUGAGUUUAUCGAAAUAAAAUUAUAGGAAUACCUACGAAUUUCGUUCAUCAAGUGUGUUUCUUAUCACCUAAUUGGAAAAAAAAACCUAAAGAUAUAAACCGCGUGUUUGGUUGGAUGCCACAUAUGUUUUUGUUAAGGAUAUACCAAUAAUUCCUGACAAACAAAGUGGAAUUCCAAUAUUUGAUUGUCAAUAAUUUUCGAACUCCUUUAUAACCGUUAAACAUGUUACGGGAAGCAGGGUUAUAACUGCACUUGUUUCUUUCUUUCAAAUCUUUAGUCAGUAUUUAAUAUUAUAGGGCGUAUACAUAAACACACUUACAAUGAUCCAAAAUCUGUCUGUAUAUGCGCCGGGCUGAUGACCUUGAUAUGUCACGUGCUAGGAAAAUAAGGUGACUAUUGGUGAUUGUUAUUUUCUGGACACAAGUCGCUACAAAUUGAUGAAUAUUGUAAGAGAGAGAAGACAGACCCACGUAAAUUUUGUUAUCUGUGUAUUGUAUACGCCCCUAGCAACACAAUACACCAAAAAGGUUAUGAUUUUACUAAUUAAACAUUUCUGAUAGUACCUCUUAGAAAUAGUAAUAGUAAACUAAAACAAAACUAAGUAAGAAUACAGUAUAACCUACCAUAUAGAUUUAAUAUAGAACAAAUAGAUUGAAUAAGAACCGAUUUCACAAUUUAAAAGAGAAAAGUCGCCAUAUUGGGAAUGUAACCGGUUCUUAAAUAGUAACCGUUAAAAUAGCUGAUAAAAAAAUUUGGUUGUGUCGACUUUUUUGUAAUAAAAAAAAUAAUUAUUGGAAGUCCUAGUAUCCUGUACGUAUACACAUUGUAUGAAAUUGUGUAGUUUUAGAAAAAGUGUAUGUGUUGGAAAUGUUAAAAAAAGUUUUCGUUAGUCUUCCAAUCGGCGAAGGUUGACUGAAAAAAGAUGAGCCAAAUGUUAACAGCGUUCAUUAAUGUUACGUGGAAUCGAAAAUAAAUAUUUAUAGAAUAGUGAGGACUAAACUAAGACAAUUUUAUUUACUCCAAUUAGAGGAGAAAUUUUACCAAAUUUAUAUAGGCACAUGAAAGGGUACUUUUAAUGUAACGAAAAAAUAAAUUUUGCUAAGCUCUUAAAGACUUUAAGGCAUUUUAAAUGAUAGGUCAUCGAGCGUUGAAAAACUUUCAUUGACGUGUAAGUUAUCAUUUCGUAGUUUUCCUAUGCCAAUUUGAGCGAAAGAUUUAAGAUAAGGGAAGUGGGCUAGAAGGUUAAAGGAAUUUUCCAUGUAUUUUGUAUUGAAAACGCUAAUUUCAAUACAUAUUUUCACUUUUUCCUAACGCAUAUAAUAUAUCCACUAAUAAAAAUCUUCUUGUGCACAGAUGCACAUAAUAUACACUAUUCCUCUAUAUUAUUAACUAUAAGUUCUAUAAUUAUUUUAAUUUCGUUAUGAAUUUACAGUUUUUGAAUUGGUCAUAUUACUUGUAUGGGCUUCCUUUUGCUUCAUCGAAAAAGAAGAAAUAUCUAAACAUAUGUAUAAACACCCUAUUUUUAGCCCAAUCACACAAUAUAUACCUCGAAAACUUUAUUUAAUUAACAAAUUAAGGACAAUAAAGUGAUAAAAAUGUUAAUUCAAAUGAUUUUAAUACAAUUAUAAAAUUAUAUAAUUAUACAUAGCUAUCAAUAUAACAUACGCAUAUCACAAGCAAUAAUAAAAAUAAAUAUUAUUUUAACAGAUCAUAAUAUUUAAAAAUAUUAUAUUUACAAUAUAAUAAUAAUAACAGAUAUUAAAUAUUAAAUGUAUAGCAAAAUUUUAUUAAGAGACGAGGUAAAUAUUUUUGUCGAAGACGCAAUGAUUUUAAAAUAUCGUUUAUUAUAUUAAAAUAAAUAUGGUUAUAUUUCAUGAUUGUUAUUAUUGGCAUCGUAAUCAGCGAAAUCAUAUUUAUUCGGUAAUCGGUAAGAAUCGAGAGAUUAACGGUAAGAAUAUUAAAGGUUGAUUCCCAACACUAGUUGGGUUAUUAUUGUAUGGCUAUAGUGUGGUUAUAUUAUGAUUAUUGUUAUAGGGUUGCCAAAUGCUGUCAUAAUUAUUAUUUUAUGUAAGGUUGCAUACAACGAGCGCGACUCCUACGCACUGCACGCGUGCGAUUAAAAACAAAUGUGUAUAAGUACCUAGUCGUGUUAUCUUCUUUUAAGGUUGAUUGGAAAACGCAGCCUGAAUCUAAUUUUAAUUAGGACUCACUUCACUUUAUAUUUUCUAAUUUAAAAUAGUUAAAUAAGUAGCUACCAAUUGAAUGAUUUCCUUCACACCACUUUAAAAGUUUGGCUUCCCUAUUGAUUAAGAUGUUUGGAUAAGAAAGAAUACCAAGUUAACAACCAUGUACCUAUUGAAACAUAAACGUUAUAUGUAUGAAAGUUACCUAAGUUAUAUGUAUGUAUUUGCAAGUUAGAAGUUCGAUGUAAUUAGUGGAAUAUACAAGCUUCAUAUGAGAAAAGAGAUUUUAAUAAAAUUGAUAUGUGAAUAAA